This is a messenger RNA of Dermochelys coriacea (leatherback sea turtle), 8086 nucleotides long. RefSeq names its product leucine rich repeats and calponin homology domain containing 2 (gene LRCH2). Bases 40 to 2391 code for a protein of 783 amino acids. The transcript is spliced from 23 exons. The record is from RefSeq and is a predicted model, not a curated record. NCBI's taxonomy places the organism in Eukaryota, Metazoa, Chordata, Testudines, Dermochelyidae. Gene Ontology annotation, molecular function: protein binding.
CCGCUGUUUGUUGUGGGCCGGCCUGUCUCCGGCGCUGACAUGGCGGCCGGGCAGGGAGGCGGCGGGCUCGGGCUCGGGCUCGGGCUCCCCGCUCACCUCACCCUGUCCUGCCCCGCCGGGCCGGCCUGGGGCGCGGCCCCGCUACCCCAGCCCCACACGGGGCGCAGCCUGGACCGGGCCCUGGAGGAGGCGGCGGGCUCCGGCAUCGUCUGCCUCAGCGGCAGGAAGCUCCGCGACUUCCCCGGCGGCGGCUACGACCUGAGCGACACCACGCAAGCAGAUCUUUCAAAGAACAGGUUUACUGAAAUUCCUUCAGAUGUCUGGCUGUUUGCACCACUUGAGACUUUAAAUUUGUAUCACAACUGCAUCAAAUCCAUUCCUGAAGCCAUCAAAAAUCUGCAGAUGUUAACGUAUCUUAAUAUUAGUCGAAAUCUUUUAGCAACAUUGCCAAAAUACCUGUUUGACCUACCACUUAAAGUUUUGGUUGUCAGUAAUAAUAAGCUGGUAUCCAUUCCAGAAGAAAUUGGAAAGUUAAGAGACCUGAUGGAGUUGGAUAUCAGCUGCAAUGAGAUUCAGGUCCUUCCCCAGCAAAUAGGAAAACUGCAGUCACUUAGAGAAUUGAACAUUAGAAGAAAUAAUCUCCAUGUGUUGCCAGAUGAAUUGGGAGACCUUCCCUUGGUAAAGCUGGAUUUUUCUUGUAAUAAAGUUACAGAGAUCCCAAUUUGUUAUAGGAAAUUACAUCAUUUACAAGUAAUAAUUUUGGAUAACAAUCCAAUGCAGAUACCACCGGCACAGAUAUGUUUAAAGGGUAAAGUUCACAUAUUUAAAUUCCUCAGUAUUCAAGAAUGCCUCAGAAUAGAUAAAAAACCAGAUUCCUUAGAUCUUCCAUCACUGUGUAAAAGAAUCCCAUCCCAGCCACUCACAGACAGUAUGGAAGACUUUUAUCCCAAUAAAAAUCAUGGUCCUGACUCUGGGAUUGGCAGUGAUAAUGGGGAUAAAAGAUUGUCUGCAACUGAACCAUCUGAUGAUGACACAAUCAGCCUUCACUCUCAGGUAUCAGAAUCGACGAGGGAACAGACUUUAAGGAAUGACAAUCAUUUAAUAGGAAGUAAAUUUGACUCACAUAAAGACCAGGAGGUGUAUGAUUACAUUGACCCUAACACAGAAGAUGCAGCUAUUCCUGAGCAAGGAGAUGUACGAAUGGGACCAUUUGUCUCUUAUGUUAAGGAACAAGGAAAACACCCUGAGAAAUCGCAGAAAAUAGAAGGGAAUGAUGAGUGGGGAGAUGAAAAAAGGCUUCAGAAAGCACAGCUGUUGGCAGAGGAAGAUGAUGAACUGAAAGAAGUGACUGACUUGAGAAAAAUAGCAGCUCAGCUACUGCAACAAGAGCAGAAAAACAGCUUUGAGAAUAGAAGACGUGCAACUGAAGACAUUACAGUCAAACAAAUUCAUACAAAUUCAUACAGACUUUUUAGACGGAGACCAUUAAGCUAUAGAACUUCAUUCAGUGAAAAACUCUUCCAGAGGACGAGGGCUGCAGGACGUGCAUCCAGGCUUCUUAAUCAUUCAACCUCAGUAAACACAAGAAACAGGCCAAAGCAGACCGUGGAAUCUGAAAAAAGUGUCUCAACAGAUGAAACAAAUUCUCCAGUGUCUCCUUACAGAUGGCAGCCACUAGAAAAUCAAAAGGAUCUGACAGAUGAGCAGCACUGGCCAGAAACACAGCCUGUCAUCUGGCAGAAUGAAGAGAGGAGGAGGAGCAAACAAGUUAGAAAGGAAUAUUUCAAGUAUAAGUCUUCCAGAAAGAGUUCCAGUGGAAAUGAAAAUGAUGAGCAAGACAGUGAUAAUACUAAUGUGUCCCCACAGUCUCCUGUAUCAUCUGAGGACUAUGAAAGGACAGACAGUAACUCUCACGGUCCGUUUGGUCUCAAACCGAGAUCAGCUUUCAGCCGUUCCUCUCGCCAGGACUAUGGGGUAGUGGACCCUGGAUUUACAAUGAGGAGGAAAAUGGAGCAUUUAAGGGAAGAAAGGGAACAAAUAAGACAUCUUCGCAAUAAUCUUGAAUCGAGGUUAAAAGUAAUUUUGCCUGAUGACAUUGGAGCAGCAUUGAUGGAUGGGGUUGUUCUUUGCCAUUUAGCCAAUCACAUAAGGCCACGUUCUGUUGCAAGUAUUCAUGUACCAUCACCAGCAGUGCCUAAACUCAGUAUGGCAAAGUGCAGAAGAAAUGUUGAAAACUUUCUUGAUGCUUGUAAAAAAUUGGGCGUGCCACAGGAAAGGCUUUGCCUGCCUCAUCACAUUUUGGAGGAAAGGGGUCUAGUGAAAGUUGGUGUUACAGUUCAGGCUCUGCUUGAACUACCUUCAUCUAAAGCAUCCCAGCUUUCCUCUGUGUAACCUGACUUUUGGAAACCAGACAACUUUAUCAUUGAUCUGUUGAUUUAGAUUGCUGCCAAGCAGUUCAGCUUCCUGACUGGGAACAUCCAAGCCAUCAGAAGUAGUUUCUGCCCAGACACUUUAGACAGAGCCUUAUUUUGAAGGGACACACAAAACUUUGAUUUCAAACUGACUGUUACCUGAAUAUACAGUUAUACUGAUGUUUUAAAACUUGGAUGCACGAGAUUUUAACAACAUCAGAUUCUCUGUCCAGGUAAUAUAAGUUCCAAGUUUCCCAUUAAUGUUUCAUGACAUUAUUUUUAAAAGCUAGAUUUUUUUUUUUACUACAUUGAAAAUGCUGUUCAGUUUUGUUUUAUACAGGAUCUCUCUCUCUCGCGCGCGCGCACACAUAGAGACCUACUAUAAAAAGUGUCAAUAUUUGGAUUAAAUGUAAAGGUAAAACAAAAACCAGCUACAGUAUGAUUGUGAAAAUCUGAGUGACAGAUCACAUUUAAUCCAUUUUUGUUUCAUAUAGCUCUAUAUUUGAGUUCUUUAUUUCUUGCACUUCAGACUGUAAUUUAUAUCCUUCUAACAUCUUCAGUAUUUAGUUGGAUGUAUGGUAAUUACACAAAACAUUAUAGAGGGAAAAGGUGUAUUUUCCAAUCUAAGUUUGUGCCAAACUAUUUUUUUCAGUUGUAUGGUAGAUUGUUUACAUGUGAAGUGCCUGUGUAAUUGAUGAUUCUUCAUAGUCUUAAACGUUUUUGCAAUUUCUUUGUCUAAAAUAGAUACAAUGGGAAUUUUAAAAUAUUUUAAUAGUUUUUGUAAGGUUAGUAAUAUGUGAAGAUUUAAAUGAUGUUUCACAUUUUUGGUGUUAGGUGUUUUAAGUUGCACAAUUGAUUGUUGUCUAAUGAUUGGAAAGUAAUGUAAAUACAUUUUAUUUAUGCUAUUUAAUUUGAUAAUACCCAAUCACUUCUGUUUUAAUGUAUUAACAAAAAUUGUCACUGAGUUAUUUUCAUUGUUUGGGACAAACCAUGAUGUCCAUAGUUAAAUAAUAUAUAUAUGGACUAGUGACGCAUACAUAAUCAUUAAGGAUGUUUUGAUAAAGUGCCAAAAUCUCAGGUUUAUGCUGUGACUUUCAGGAUUUUACAUCAUGUUGUUCCUGAUUUUGCAUUAGUUUUUUACAAUAACAGAAAUCACCCCAAGUUUGAUUUAAAAAAAAUUCAAGCUAGGAAUCUUUUUAUUUUUCAAUGUGUACAGGUUUGUUGAGGGAUUUAUUUUGGAAAUAACCACCUGCAUCAUCACACUUUUGCACCAAUGCUUCUCAUUUUCACCAGUGACACCAAUUAUCAACAGUUAAUUCUGUGCUGAGAAUAUCAAACUCUUGGGAACAAAUGUUUAAAAAAAAAAAAUUAAAUCCCCACAACAGAAGCUUUCUCGAACUUCUGGGUUUAAGUACUUGUUUGAUUCUACACCUUUUCUGACAUUUUUCCCAUGGUGUUCUGAAAACUUUCAGAAUGAUGAACAGUUGACUCCCUUUCUUUCUGUCUCUUCCCCUUCCUCCCAAACAAACAAGUUUACCUUCUUACUAAAUAUGUGACUCACUCAAAAAUGCUGGGCUCUGGAUAUGUCACCGUUGUAUUUUUAGACUGCUACUUUAGACCAAGGGUAAAACCUUGUGUGCCAGAUGAUGUAAAAAAAUUAAGUUAUACUCUGGUGCCAGUUGACUUAACGCUAUUUCAUUUCAUUUGGCUAAGGAAUGAGGAAGAAAAUAUUGCUUUAUUUCUUCCUUACUUUAAUUGAAGCAUCAAAGCCAGCUGAGAAGAAAAUAAAAAUCUUGAUGGCUAAAAGAUUUAGAAGAUAAAAUUAUUUUAAUGUUCUUUAACUAAAAUCCAUUGAAACAAAAAGAACAGGGGUUCUUGUGGCACCUUAGAGACUAACAAAUUUAUUUGAGCAUAAGCUUUCGUGAGCUACAGCUCACUUCAUUGAAAGUGCUCACGAAACCUUAUGCUCAAAUAAAUUUGUUAGUCUCUAAGGUGCCACAAGAACUCAGUUUCCUUUUGCGAAUACAGACUAACACUGCUGCUACUCUGAAACCUGUCAUUGAAAUAAAAGUAAUUCAUGGGCUAUUGUUAACAUAUGCUAUUGUUUAUAGAGUGCAUUCUCAAAUACAGCUCAUUUAAAAAAAAGCCAUGUCCUCUUUUACAAAACGAUGUACAUAAAAAUAUCAUUUAAACAGGUACUCAUGCAGAAACUGUAAUUGGCUCAAUAUAAUGUUCGGCCAUUAAAAUAAGUAGUUUCAUUUAUCUUUCCUCUGAAUUAUCCUUUUUUAUUGUUUAUCUUAAUUCAUAUUCAUAGGAGAGGUCCAUUUCAAAAAAGAAUGGGUAAAUGUAUUCAUUUCACAUAAAUGCAAUAUCAGGAGAAAAAAUAAAUGUAGUUGAGAUUACAAUGAACAAACAAAUUUAGUUCAGUAAGCAGAUUUGUGGUGGUUACUUUUGCUGUAUUUUAAUAGCUGAAGAAUUACCUGAUUCAAAAAGAGGAAAAAAUGUUCCAUAUUAACAACUGUACUAUCUUGCAGUUUUUUAUACAUACCCUCUUGACUACAAAAAUAGCAAUUCCUGUUCCAGUAGUGUUAACCAUAGACUUGCUGGUGGCAAAGACAUUAAGUUACGUUUCAGACUUGUCUAACGAUUAUCUAAAUUGGAUAAUGCAAGUGUGUGUUGGACUGUUUAAAUACAUUCACCAAUCCUGAAUGACACUUCAGUUUUCCUGAUGGAAUUAAGUUUCCUCUGUAAAGUUUUCUGAAUACAAUGCAAGCCUCACUUAAGACCACUUGUAGUCACUUAGUUUUUGUUGAUCCCUUGUGGAGUAUUGCAAGACGUCAAGAGAAGAUUACAUUCUGACUUAAAAUUUUAACAUUAAGAAGUCUAGCUGUCAGUGUAAUAUACUAGUUAAAAAUAAAUAAAUAAAUAAAAGUUAGCACAGUUUUUCCUAAAUAGCUUAAAAUAAUUUGACAGAUUUAUUUGGGCAUAAGCUUUCGUGGGUAAAAACCCCACUUCUUCAGAUGCAUGACUCCAUGCAUCUGAAGAAGUGGGUUUUUUUUACCCACAAAAGCAUCUCCUCCUGCGCAGGGAUCAGAGGGGAAAAACAGCCUGAUGCUGGGUCCCAGGCUUGUACGGAGUUUCCUGCGCACUGCCACUUCCUUCCUUCACGGCAUGCUGGGAACCGCAGCUGCCCAAACCCUCCCUCUCUCCCCAGCAGUGUAUUGGAGAGCUGGACUUUGCUGGCCCCUACUGGCAGCCAGCAGCUGUGCAGCGCCAAUUCUGCAGGGAAAAAGGAAAUUUUGCCCAGAACAUUAAUUCUGCACAAAUUCUGUGUUACACAAUGGUGCAGAAUUCCCCCAGGAGUAGUAGCAGCUGCAGAAGAGACUGAAAAAGGAGUUAAUACAGCUCCAUGUUUUAAGGAAUGAAGAAACUAUACCUCCAAUCUGAAAAUGGAGGAGGCAUUGGUGUCUACAGCGCAUCUUUUCCCUUCAUCUCAGAAUUCAAAAUAAACCCCACAACUGCAGCUUUGGAGGGCAAGGUUCCUUAGGUUGAUAUUGAAUGAAUUCUAGAUUUCCAUUCAGAAAUCAGGGUUCGGAUCAGCAUGCAGUGUGGCAGGGCCUGGCCAUUCCCUUGUGUUAGCCCAGCCCACUUGGUGGAAGUAGCAGUCCCUACCCUCCUUCCAUGUAUAGACAAGGGGAGAGCAGCCUGUAGAAGGAUGCUCCUAGCUGAUGGAAUUAACUAACUGUAAUAUUGCAUGUUUAGAUUGUUGUUUCUAAAUGUCUUUAAUCAUAAGAAGCCAUCAUCAAUCCUUUUAUUUAUUAUCUAUUUCUAUUGCUAGCCACAACUGCUUACAGAUCCACUAACUUCACCCUCUCAUGCCCCCAGUAGCCUGACUUUUCCAUGUGGGAAACUGCCUCCGCUCUGCACUGGGGCAUCAAAUGGAGUGAAGAGAUCCCAGCAUCCUGCACAUUUGAAACACUGUGUUUCCACUUUGUGUAGGACCUUCUCUGGCUACUCAAAUCAGGCCCUAUUUGGUGGGGGCUUCAGAGCACUCAGCAUUGGCUUGACUUGAAUAGGAAUAGAGUUAUGCCAACAAAAAGAGCUUUAGGAAAUCUCACUCUAACUUUUGACGAUUAAACUAUCAUAGGAGUUAUUCACAUGCUGCUUAUUGAGCAUUCAAAGCCAAGUUAUCCCAAGAUGAUAUAAAACUAGAAGAUUCAUUUUUAUUUGUCUGAGCAUAUCAAAAUGUUUUCUUUGGCCCCGUAUGUUUCUUCAGUUCCCCCAAAGAUUGGCAGGAUAUUUGGAUGGCUCCAAUAUAUCAUGUAAGAAUGUUUUGUCCUUUUAAGGAAUAAGAUUUCAGCUAAUACAUUUCUAAGUGAUUAUAGUAUGUUUUAAGUAGUGGCAUUAAAGUGCUUAGUUCAGGGUGGCUGAAUGACUUCGAACUGUCUCAGAAAUACACUUACUAAAGUGUCCCAAUAGUUUACAUAUAAACAAUUAAAGGCUGGACUGAUUAGAUCUGUGACUUUGAUUGUCAUGGCACACAGGAGUGCAAAUCAUUGACAGACAAUCAAAAAGCCUCAGCUGUGUCCAGAUUUCUAAAGCCCUUCCAUAACAUAACCAAGGUCCUAAAUAAUGUACUGUAUAAAGGAACAAAUUAAGAAAGGAAAUAGUAAUAAUUUUUUAACUGUGACAUGAAUAGUAAGAAUUCAGAGUAAAAUCUUGGCUCCAUUGAAGUCAUUGGGAGUUUUGCUAGUGACUUCAAUGGGACCAGGAUUUCACCCUCUGAUCUUAUAGAAACUGAAAGCCUACAGUGUUUUGAAAACAAAAUAAAGAUCAGGAGAAGGUUUUAUAAGAGUUAAUGAGCCUAAGCAGAGGUUUGGGAGUGGAGGUCUCUAGCAGCAGUUUUUUAGAUAAUGCCACAGUAAAUUUUAGGUACUUCUAAAAGCAGUCAAUGAUUCACCUCUUUUCAGUUCUCUGGUAAGCCACAGAAAGCUCUAAAAUAGAUACAUUAAUACAUUUAUAUAGUAAAGUACUGUAUUUUGUCAUGUGCGGUACUGAGAGAAUUCCUCAGGAGCACAACUUUUAUCCCUCAAGAAGUUAAAUACCUUAAUUGUGGAGGUGGGGACUAUCAGCAGUUGCUUCACUAUAGUGAAAACUGCAUUUUUCUUUAAGUCUUUGGUGACUUGGAGGCAAUUCUCUUCCAAAAUAAAAAAAAAAAAUUGGCAUUAAAAUCUAUUGCCAGAGUCAAGCCAUGCUAAGAUGUAUUCCAUAAAUAUUUUCAAUUUUGAUCAUUUUUGACAAAAUGGUGAUUGUCUUCACUAUACCUCAGAAGUUCCACGUUUCUCCCCAGUAUUUCAGGAAAUGAUCGUUUAAAAAUAUAUUUUCAAAACAACUCGUGUUCCUUUUCACAGGCAGAGCAUGUGAAAAUGAAGUAAAGGAUCACUUAAGCUCUGACAUUGUUUCCUUUUGAUAUUUUCUUAAAUGCCAAAGCAUAGCAUAGGGCUGCAUUUUGUCUGGCUUUUUCAAAAUAAGUCUGGAUUCCAACACAGAGACAAUAAAACACUUAUUGAAAUGAAAUGUAUCUUUACCAAAUUCCAACUUUCUCAACAUGUUUUCCAUAAUUUGGUAAAUGACAAAAUGUCAAGGCUUCGCUUUCAUUAAAAGGCCUACUUUUA